AUGAUCGAGGAGAAGUACAUCGGCCUCGGGUUGGCCAUCAGCUCUUCAGCAGCUAUUGGUACCUCGUUCAUCAUUACCAAGAAGGGCCUGAAUGACGCGGCAAGUAGACCAGCAGACUACCCCCACAGCCACCAGCGACAGACACAGUCGCGCAAUGCGUCCGAGGACUUUGCGUACCUCCAGAACCCAAUCUGGUGGGCCGGCAUGAUCACAAUGGUGGUGGGAGAAGUGGCCAACUUUGCUGCGUACACAUUCGCGCCCGCUAUCCUCGUGACGCCGCUCGGCGCCAUGUCCGUGAUCAUUGGCGCGAUCCUCGCCAGCAUCUUCCUGGACGAGCAGCUCGGCCGGCUCGGGGUGUGUGGGUGCGCUAGCUGCAUCAUCGGGUCGGUCGUUAUCGUCCUGCACGCGCCGAGCGACAAGGAAGUUGACACGGUCGACGACAUUCUCAAGCUCGCGGCACAGCCCGCGUUCCUCAUCUACCUCUCCAUCGUGACGGUGUUUAGCACGGUCAUGAUCUGGCGCGUCGCACCGCGGUACGGCCAGACCAACCCCAUGGUUUACCUCUCGAUCUGCUCCCUCGUCGGUAGUGUGUCGGUCAUGGCAAUCAAGGGGUUCGGGAUUGCCAUCAAGCUCACGGUCGCCGGCAACAACCAGUUGACCCACUUUACGACGUACCUGUUCGGCGCGGUUGUCGUGGGCUGUAUCCUCGUUCAGAUGACCUACUUCAACAAGGCCCUAGACACGUUCUCCACCAACGUCGUCAACCCGAUCUACUACGUCUUCUUCACGACCGCGACCAUUAUCGCAUCCGCCAUCCUCUUCCAGGGUUUCAACACGACCGAUGCUGUCAACACCAUCUCGCUCCUCUGCGGUUUCCUCACCAUUUUCAUGGGCGUCUUCCUACUCAACAUGAGCCGCAAGCCUGAGCCGCCUCACCACCCGUCAUCGAUAGAGACGGGCUUCAUGAACCCCCGCAUGAGCAUGAGCGGACGCAUGAGCCUCGAGUCCCAGGGCGCCCCUCUCUGGGACUACUCAUCUGUCGGGCAGGCGCCGCCGGCGUACGCUGAAGGUCAGGGAUCGCAGCACGGCCGCCGAUCGCGACUGUUCCGCGAGCAGAACAGCACGCUGUUCAACGCAUUCGAGGAGGAGGGCGUUGCCCUCACCCAGCUCACAGAGGAGAGCGACGAGGACGAAGACGACCGCGACCGCCGCGACUAUGCUAAGCGUUCCCUCGUCGGUCGCCGUGACGUCGACGGCGGCAGGCAUCCCGCGUACGAGGUCUAA
Molecule: messenger RNA, 1284 nt
Organism: Cutaneotrichosporon cavernicola
Lineage: Eukaryota; Fungi; Basidiomycota; Tremellomycetes; Trichosporonales; Trichosporonaceae
Exons: 6
Coding region: 1-1284 (427 amino acids)
Biological process (GO): magnesium ion transport
Cellular component (GO): membrane
Molecular function (GO): magnesium ion transmembrane transporter activity
Source: RefSeq, a predicted model, not a curated record